GAACGUAUGCCGAAGAUCUCAGCGUUCGUUACUAAAAUAGCUAUCGCUCCUUUAUUUUCACCCUCGCUUCCUCUUUCUCUCGUCCUUUUCCUCUGUGUUUCUCUGAAAAAUCUGAGGCUCUGGGCCAUCAACAGGAGGAAGAAGAAGAAGAAGAAGAAACACAAGCGCCGUCAACAUUAUGUUGUGCUUUAGAUCAAACCCGUCUUUCUUUCUUCUCAUUUUCACCUUCUUCUUCCUCUUUGUUGUUUCCGUCUCUGGAACCGCUCCUUCCAACCACUCUUGGCGUUUUCCAGAAGAUGGUGUGGAAAUUGUUGGUAGAAGUCAGUAUCUUGACGUGCUGCCAUGGAAGACAAGGAGAUUACUGGCCAAUGAAACAACGGGCAAUAGUUCUCUCGUGUUGGCUCAGGACAGAACUCGCCGGAAAGAUCCUCUGGACCACUUUAACCGCUACACUGGUGGUUGGAAUAUCAGCAACAAGCAUUAUAUUGCCUCAGUUGCUUUUACUGCGGUCCCCUUCUUCGUCGUUGCUGCAGUUUGGUUCGUGCUAUUUGGGCUUAGCUUAUUCAUUAUCUGUCUGUGUCGUUGCUGUUGUCCAAGAGAACCUUAUGGUUAUUCUCGAACAGCUUAUGCUCUGUCCUUGAUCUUCCUCAUUUUCUUCACCCUGGCAGCAAUAGCUGGAUGUGUUGUCCUCUACACUGGUCAGGGGAAAUUUCAUGGCAGUUCGUCGGACACACUGGAUUAUGUUGUCAAGCAGGCUGACUUCACCGCUGAAAACCUCAGGAAUGUGUCAGAUUAUCUCGAUGCAGCUAAAAAGAUUGGAGUUGAUGCUAUUUUUUUGCCAUCGGAUGUUCAGAAGAACAUAGAUGAUGUUCAAACAAAAAUCAGAUCUGCUGCAACAACUCUUUCCAAUGAGACCCGUGAAAAUUCUAAAAACAUACAAGACGGUUUUGAUGCCAUGAGAUUCACUCUUAUUGUUAUUGCAGCUGUUAUGCUCUUUCUUGCAUUUCUUGGGUUCAUAUUUUCCAUCUUUGGGCUGCAGUGUCUUGUAUACUUUUUGGUGAUUGUUGGAUGGGUUCUUGUUGCUGGAACAUUUAUUGUGUGUGGUGUAUUUCUCUUUCUUCACAAUGCGGUUGCAGAUACUUGUGUUGCCAUGGAUGAGUGGGUGCAGAACCCUACUGCUCGUACAGCCUUGGAUGAUAUUCUUCCUUGUGUGGAUAAUGCUACUGCACAGGAAACCUUGACUCGAUCCAAGGAUGUGACAUUCCAAAUCGGCAAGAUAAUUGACAACGUCGUCGCCAAUAUCACUAACCGGAACUUCCCACCUAGCGCGGGACCUUUGUACUACAAUCAGUCUGGUCCCCGCAUGCCAUCGCUUUGCAAUCCAUUCAAUCCUGAUCUCACAGAUAGGCAGUGUGCAGCUGGGCAAGUGGCUUUGGACAAUGCCACUGAGGUAUGGAAGAAUUAUACCUGUCAGGUUUCAGCCUCUGGCAUAUGCAACACACCGGGCCGUAUGACUCCAACAAUAUAUGGUCAAAUGGCAGCUGCGGUGAACGUGAGCUACGGUCUGUAUCAUUACGGACCAUUCUUGGUAGAUCUCGAAGAUUGCACUGUUGUCCGGAACACAUUCUCAGACAUCAGUGGCCGGUAUUGCCCAGGUCUCAGAAGAUACACCCAGUGGAUCUACCUCGGAUUGCUCAUCGUAUCCCUCGCAGUGAUGCUUUCUUUGAUCUUCUGGGUUAUCUACGCCAGAGAGAGGAGGCAUCGUGUGUACACCAAAAAUCUCUUGACAGAAGAUAAAGCCCCUUGAAGACAUCAUCCGGCAUUAUUAAUGUUGUGGGGAAGACCAUGAUGGUGUUCAUAUGAGUUUGAUGCUGUGCAGAUUUUUGAUUCACUUAUGUUGAUUAUUGGUAUUUGUUGUUUGUAUUGAAGAGGUGUUUAAAUCCCCUGGUAGUAUAAGUAAUAUAUAGGAAGUGGUACUUGUGGUAGUGUAUUUAUUAUUGUGUAACUUUCAUUUGUGUAUGUAUGAAUGAGCACUUAGAGAAAGCUUUGGCUUCGGCACUUGUUAACGUGAAUUUUGGAUCUUA
Messenger RNA from Neltuma alba, 2084 nucleotides. RefSeq lists its product as uncharacterized. Gene Ontology annotation, cellular component: plasmodesma; plasma membrane. Lineage: Eukaryota; Viridiplantae; Streptophyta; Magnoliopsida; Fabales; Fabaceae. The coding region runs from base 179 to 1807 and encodes 542 amino acids. The transcript is spliced from 9 exons. The record is from RefSeq and is a predicted model, not a curated record.